Molecule: messenger RNA, 180 nt
Organism: Sphenostylis stenocarpa
Lineage: Eukaryota; Viridiplantae; Streptophyta; Magnoliopsida; Fabales; Fabaceae
Source: the annotation of a GenBank genome assembly
AUGCUGAGGAGACGAGGUUUCUUAGUUCUUACCUGGAGAACAAACAAAACCAAGAAAGACAAGGUGCCCCCAACAGUUCCUGGAGGUGAAUUAUGUGACCCCUUUCAAAGAAUGGUCUGCCAGAGAGGUAGUGAUUCAGGUGUAGUGCCUCAAAGUCUCAAUUUAGUGACUAACAAGUAA